Messenger RNA from [Torrubiella] hemipterigena, 2750 nucleotides. NCBI's taxonomy places the organism in Eukaryota, Fungi, Ascomycota, Sordariomycetes, Hypocreales, Clavicipitaceae. The record is from the annotation of a GenBank genome assembly.
GCCUGCUGCACCCAGCAUCGCAAGGCCAUCUCCGAAAAAUACAGGUUGUCCGGCACUCGCUACUGUUACGUAGGCAAAUCCUGCAUCUAAAUUAGCCGGGGGUAUCAAGCCAGCCGCUCUGUACCGCAACUAUCGGCAAUCGGCGGUAAAGGUUGGUUGAGUGGCCGCCGAAAGGUGGCGUGAGGGGACAAUGAGCGACCUACAGCGAUCUGUGUUCAAACCGCAGCAUCCCGCGUUGUCCGAGAUAUUCGAGGAUGUGGGCGAAAGUUCAUUGAACGUUCAUAUUCCUGACGUACCCGAGAUCCAAGACGACGACUCGUCGUCUGCUAGCUCGGCGUCCUCCGUCUCUUCAACAGGCACUGUAGUGCCCACUCCCACACAGAACCUCUUUGCCAGACCACAAGGAUUCUCUCGAGGAAGAACACUACAGCCGAUCCCAUGGACGACAUACUUUGAGAGGGAGUUGUAUCUACCCUCCAAGGUGGAAUCUGAUGUCGUCUAUCACGCAUAUCUUACCUCACCAGUUGAUAAAGGGCCACUGUUUGUCAUGCAUCAUGGAGCAGGCUCGUCAGGCUUAUCAUUUUCUGUGGUUGGAUAUGAGCUCAGAAAACGUCUACCGAACGCUGGUAUUCUAGCUAUAGAUUGCCGAGGUCAUGGAUCUACAACUUGCAGAUCGGAUUCUGAGCCUGAUUUACGGCUGGAAACUCUUUCCUCCGAUCUUUUAAGUAUCAUCGAAGCAACUCAAUCCCAAAUGCAAUGGGAAACACUACCGCCCAUCAUCCUAGUUGGACACUCUCUUGGUGGCGCUGUCAUCACGGACCUGGCGUCGACAGGCAAGCUGGGUAACUCGUUGCUCGGUUAUGUGGUCCUAGAUGUUGUCGAGGGUUCAGCAAUGGACGCAUUGCAUAGCAUGCAGACAUAUUUGUCAACCCGCCCUACCGGUUUUGCAUCCGUGGAGUCUGGUAUUGAUUGGCACAUUCGAACCAGGACAGUUCGGAGCUCUGUGUCGGCGAGAUCUUCAGUGCCAGCACUGUUGAUAAAGGACGAAAGCCAUAACGAGACACGACCGUGGCGCUGGAGGACGAAUCUAGCUGCGACGCAACCUUUCUGGGAAGGAUGGUUUGUCGGGUUAAGCAAAAAGUUUCUGAACGCCCGUGGCGGAAAAUUGCUGUUACUAGCCGGAACAGACCGUCUUGAUACAGAAUUGACGAUUGGACAAAUGCAAGGGAAAUAUGCAUUACAGGUCUUUCCCGAAGCAGGUCACUUUAUUCAUGAAGACAUUCCCGAACAAACGGCAAUCAGCCUAGCCGACUUUCACCGACGAAACGACAGAAGCGCUUUGGUACUGCCACCUAAAGUUGCCGACCUUUUGAAACAGGGCAAGAAAGUCUAGUAGCGACUAGGUUUAAUUGAGAAGAGCAAAAAAAGGGCUUGGCACUAUGACCAACACCCCGCUUUGCAAGGUCUAUAAAUACAACGUAUACAUAGAGGUGUGUAAACAAAGAAGUUAACAAACCAAUAUAUCUAAGGCAGCCCAGCAAUAGCUGUCUAAUUUUAAACCAAGUAACAGUAUUCCCGUAUAUAUUCGGCCGAUAUAAUCCACUGAGUUGAACUGCCGGGAUAUUCCAGGGAUCAAGAUUUAACGGGUCUCCAUUGACGAGAUUGGCCUGAGACUCGCGCCGGACUGCACAGGCCAUGGCGAAUCACAGGAUAUUUGGAAAUCUUCACAGGAGCUGAACUCUUCAUGCAAGAAGCCGCUAUUCUUGGCUGCAUGGAUCCGACAGUAUGGGCACCGGCGGCCGGGUACACAUGCAACAUGGUACAAGUACGAGCCUCAGCUGCAAUCGGGUGAUCGGGCCAUGCCCCCUUUACAGAACGCUUGGUACGUGCUGAGCGACAAACCCGUGCUGUGCAUUUUGUUGCACAACGCCGUCUAGCGUCACAUUUUGGCGCUGCCAUUGCCUGAAGGAGCCUAGCAGAUGUCGACGGGGCUCCUCCGUGGCUUGCGCAUCUGAAAAUCCUGACCGAGGCCUCUCGGCGUGAUUGAGGGGCUGUAGGCACGUUACGUCCGUGUCUUGGACUUUUACCGUCGUUUACUUGUCCUGGGGCCUUUGAUUGAGUCCUGUGCUGUUUGCAUGGGCAAUGGCUUGUACCAUUCGGUAGCAAAUGUAGUGGGCGGCGGUGCUAUUGGCUGGCGCCUUGAGAAAGCCAAAUUUGGGGGCCAACCAACCAGGCGGAAGCCUCGGCUCCUUGUAGUUUCAAGCCAAUUUGCAGCGUAGGAGGAUCAUUGAAACGCAACCAUUCUCUAAGCGCCAACCUCUUUCCAGGACAGCGGGUAAUGGGCACACGAUCGAAGCCAAGUUGGGAUGAAGGCAAAAAUGGCGGGGGAGCAUCACAGAGCGGGGACUCCAAUUUCAGCGGUGAUUUUAGCGUGUGACGGCCGCCGGAGAAAACACCUAAAAGGAGGUCGGGGAUGCCCGUGCCUGUAAAAACCUGCACCGUUGAGGGGUAGUUGGAGAAAGGUGCAUGAAAUUCUUUACGUGGGUAAUGCACUGUAAUUGGUCUGGCUACAAGGAAAGGCUUUGGUUUGCACUGGCCAACCAACACAUUUGGUAGAUGUUUCACACGGCGAGGGAGUGAGUGGUGGUCAACAAAUACUGGCAAGUAUAAACCCAAAUGCAUAUGGCUAGCUAGUUAACUUUUCUUUACUUUUUUAAUAAAUUCACAAUAAUUAAAUGAAAUCUAAAAAG